CAGUCACUUCACACUUAUGUUCUUGGGUUUAAAAUGGUUUUUUAUGUAUUGCAUUGAGAAAUAAAAGAUAGUUUAUAAGGUUUGUGAAAAGUUCCAAAUUUACAUUUUAGUGUUAAAUAUAACUUAAGUUUGUUACUAAAUUGUAACAGUAUUUUAGAAACGGAUAUUUAGUGUUUGACUGGUAAAAUUUGAUGUAAGUUUAUACAAACAUAACCUCUCAAGAGUUGUUCAAACGGUUUUUAAAACACAGUUUUUGAUGUCAAUGGGGUUAAAAAGCUUAUAUUAAAAUCAUGAAGGAGUUGGAGGAUACUAACUGCGAGAAUCGCAGAAUUGUCGAGCUUCAAUCGUCAAUUUGGGAUCGACUGGGUGCUGCAUCAGAGGAUGAGCAAUCACCGGGCGAUGGACAGAAUGAUGCAUUUGUAUCAAUGAAACCGUUGGGUGGAUUUUUAGAUGGAGCGAAUCAUGCAUGGUUAAGCCGUGGCAAUCGUCUUAUUGUAAUAAAUGCAAGAACUGGAGAAAGCGUUAGUUCAUGGAACUUUAGAUAUCGAAUAACUGCCGUCUCUCCAUUUCCAACGCAGGCAGGACAACUUCCUUUGCUUUUAAUUGGUCUCGAUAAUGACGCUCAUAAAUUGAAGGAUUCUAUUGGCAUGCUUUGUGUCUUCAAUUGCACAACUUCCCGUAUUUUAAGAGUCAUUCGAGUGCCAUGUGGUGUAGAACAAAUUUGUGUGAUAUGUGGAGGAACCGAGUGGGAAGAAUUAUGUGAUCAGAAAGUAGCAACAAUUUUUGGAAGUAAUUCAGGGAUAGCGUGUGUGGCUUUACGAAAUUUUGAUUAUCUUAUAAUUGAUCUUCAACGAUCGUUGUGGGACACUGUGAGUCCUUAUCUCGUCACAGAUGAAUUGUCUCCAUAUGAGAUUGAACUUCCCAAUACUAAAGGUUCUUCCUCUUCGUCGAGACGUUCUUGUAAUAAAGAGAAACAUACAGCCUGCAGUUUAAUUAAUAGUCGAAUUGAUAAAUAUUUAGGUUUCAAUCGUGAGACGUUUGAAUUGAUGAAUCUCCCCGAGGAGAAAUUGACAACGUCGUUGAUAAAUUCAAAGAAAAUAGGAUGCCUGAUUGCUGGUUGCCUGGGAAGAGUCAUCCUUUGGCAAAGUGAUGGUACAGUUGGUUGGAUAAGUCCCCAAUUCGAUGAGAAUAUGUCAGUGAGUCAUUUGGCACUAAUUGAGCCAGCCGACGAUCCAAGACCAUUUUACUAUCUCUGGAUAACAUGUGAGGACGAUUCAGGAAUAGCGGCACCCGUUCUAAGAAUGUACGCGAUGCUUUUUGAGAAGAAAACAUCAGACAAUGAAAUUAGUUUCAAACUCGAGAGUGAUCCAAGUUUAAAAUUUGAAAUUGAACUCGAUGAGGGCGAUAAGAUAAGUUGUUUAUUGCCAGUCGAGAGGGAGAAUACGAUUGAUCGUGGUGAGGAGAGUUUGCUAUUAAUUGGCACGAAUAGUAGAAUGUUACUUUUUGAUUUAAAUCAAUGGUAUAGGGAGCAAAUGCCAUUGACGGCUUCGGAAUGCUCGAAUCAGAAUAGUAUAUUGGCGAGUUAUAGAACUGGAAGUGAGGUGGCGAUGAAUUCGAUGAGGGAUUUGAUUGUUAGUACCAUAUACGUUCCGGCGUCGAUUAAGGAGUUUGUGAAUAGUGGACCGAAUGCUUUGGAGGAAUUGUUCUUUCCGAAUUCGUUGUCUUUCGAGUGGAUCGAAUUGUCGGCGGGGAGAAUAAGUUUCUGGUUGACACGCGGCGUUCAGGCGGAUUUGUUAAGGAAGAUUGUGACUACGGGACCGGUUUCACUUAUCCAGCCGAUUGAGAUAUUUCACAGGUGUAUCAAUGCGGGACUCGUUCCUUUUAAUACGGAAUUUUCGUUUAAUAGCGAUCAUAAUGGACAGAGGGAGAUGUUGCUUUCGUUGUGCCUCGAGCAAGGUUGGACUAAUUUUUUGGUUAAGUGUGCAAAGGAAUGGUCGGACGGCAGUGCUUCGUAUUUGUUUCCGGCUUUUUUACGCUGGAGCGUUCAACGUGGGACGUCGAUAAAAAUCUAUGCCGAUCAACUCAGUGUGGCACUCUUCGAUCAGUCGGGAACAAACAUUGGCGAGUCGGAGGCAAAAGUUUUGCGCUUCUGUUGUCAACAACUUGAGUCCUUGUCGAUUGUGGUCAAUAAAUUGAAUGGGGAUUCAGUGGAUUUUAUUAUGCAACAGAGAGCCUUGAAGAGAGUUGCGAAUUAUUUUCAAAUUCUGGUUUGGUUUUACGACGUUGGUUUAUUGCCAGAAACAUUAGAGAAUGAUGAGAGUGAUUCUAGAAUUCCGUAUGCUUAUCAGAGUAUAAUGGGAUUGUAUAGAGAGAAAAGGGAGAAAUUGAGUGCGAAGAGGAAUAAUAGAGAGGAGGAGAAUCUUUUUAUCGAUAAUUUGAUAAAUCGAGAGUGUUCUUCGUUGAGAUCGCAGUGGGAGAGAGAAGGUGCCGAGGUUGGAUCUGUCGGUUCGUAUCCACCUCCUUCCUUGCAGUCUCUACUUCGCAGUUAUUUGUCCGAUUGUCACCAGGACGAACUCGUCGAUCUGGAGCACAAACACCAGAUUACUUACUAUUUUCUCCUCGACCUAGCGAUGACUUUAAACGAUUCUAGCACAAGGAAAAAUCAACUUGUCAAAUAUCCAGCGGCCUUCAAACUUAGUCCAAGUCUCAUCAAACUUGUCCAGGCAUUUUGGCUCCUUGAUCAUGAGGAUUAUCAAGGCUUUCUAGACAUUAUCAUCGGACAAUCGAUUCUUGAAUCCGAUAUCAAAGAUUGGCACCAUCAACUAGUGAUUAAGAAUCUAAUGCACGACAAUCAGCAUAAAUUAGCUUUGAUAUAUUUACGAGUGCGAAAACCACCAUUAAUGACCCUCGAGGAGCAGGAGACGGUAAUUAGCCUCUCUGUCGAAUAUGGUUUAGUUCAAUCAGCCUUUCACUGUCGACCCUCUUCACACUAUUCUCAAUUGCUGAUGAGAUUCUUCCGAGCUUGUAAAAAUUACGGAAAACUAUCGGAAAUUCUACACUUGGCUUUGGACAAAGAGGAGGAAGACGCGUUCGUCAGAUUUCUCGAAGAGGACAAAAGCGAGGAAACAAAGCUCCUCUACUACCUCCAACGUUCCCGUUUUCCAGAAGCAAGCACAAUUUCCUCGAGUUCACGUUUUGGUAUUCACUUACAAAAACCCGUUUCCUUGAACAUGUUCCAAGCUUACAAUGGAACUCUCCCUGAAAUUACGAGACGAUUCACUAGCAAUCAGUUGAAAAAGAACGACCAAAUGGACCUCGAUGUUAGAUAUCCAAGACCAAUGUCCCACGCGAGGAGUUAUAACAAAUUACACGAAAUUUACGACACCGUGGUCAGAAAAGCGAAAGAGACUUUCAAUCGCAGUGAGAGAACGCAAAUUCCCUUCGUCAGUGCCCCUUGCAUGUCAUUGAAGUCACACCCCACGAGCACCGAAGUAAAUUGUGUUCAAUUCAUGCAAAAGAAGAAAUAUCCGGUGAAACGAACCAUUCAUCAAGUCCAAGCUGGUGAAACUCUCGAAUCGAGUGAAACGAAACGAAUCAAACUUUCCGAUCAAUCACAAAGAUCACUCCAAGAUCAGAAAAGAAAGAAGAGUUUGGGAAAAAUAAACGAUAAAUCGAUUUUAGGCAUUGAGAAUCUAUUCAGUACACCUUUAGUCAAGUGCAAGGGAAAAUUCACAAAUCCAGUGAGUACUCCUCUUGAGACACCACAUUCCAUUCUUAAGAUACGACAACUAAUUAGACACUCCGGUUCACCGUCUCUCAAUAUCUCACCCGAUUUGACAUUAACAGAGCCAAUAAGCGAGAAGAAACCGAGACAAAUUCGUUUUAGUGUCAGCCAAAUACAUGACGAAAGUUUUCAAUCCGAACUCUCGAGUAGCAAACUAAGAGAUGAUUCAAAGGAAGUGAUCGAUGAGGAACCGUCAGAAGUAAGCGAAGAACAUUUCUUCAGUCCAAAUGUAAGCGCAAGAUCGGAGGAGAGUUCAAUUCUAUCGGAUACGAGCAUUAGUUUCGCUGGACCAAGACCAAGACCCAGUUUACAGAGACGUAGCGUUAAUUUAUCAAUGAACGAUUCUAGGAGAAAUUCAUCUAAAACCGCCAGUCCAUCACGUUCUUUAAUUUCAACAAAAGACGUUUCUGUCUCGCCAACGAAUUCUGAUUUCAACGUCAGUACACGAAGUUCAAGAACUAGAAAUCCACUGUUGUCAUCAAUUUACUCAUCGUCAGUGUUAUCCGAUUUGAGUUAUGAUGAAAGUUUCAAAGCUCAAGAGCAGAAUAAUUCGAGAGAUGAAAAAACGAGUCGCAUUUCGAAAUCAAUGUCCUUCACCUGUGUCGUGAAAACAGUUGUCGAGAAAAUGGAAAUUGUCGACGAGAAAGAGAGUGAAGAAUUAAAUGACACUGUGGUUGAGGAAGUGAGUAAUGAGGACAUCGAUGAUCAACUAGGACUGGAAUUUGAUUUGAGUCGUAAAAUAAGUCAAGUAAUUGACAAAACAAUUGAAAUCGAUUCCGAUGAUUCGAGCGUUGUGAGUGAAAAAUCCCCAAGAGAAACGGAAUUUAAUGGUGAGAUUCAUGCAGAGAAAUUAAUAAUUGAAGAAAGUGGUAAAAUUGACGGAAUUCAUGAGGAUACGAACAGAAAUAUUCUUCCUGAAGGUGCUCCUCAUUCAAUGACGGAAUUGGACGGUGAGAGUUCGGACGAAUUGGAAAUGUUGCCAUUGAAGGACGAGGAGGAUGAAGUUUUCGAAAGUUUGUCAAAUUCGAUCAACACUGAUGUUCAUUCGCCGAGGAAUGUUGAGGAAAGAAUGGAUUUCUCAAAAGAUAUCACCGAUGAUGAUGAUGAAGAGGACGACGAGGAAGAUGAUAAAGAGGAUGAUAAAGAUUCAACAGAAGACGAUGAAGAAAAUGAGAAAGAAGAUGUUGAAGAAUAUAAUAAAGACGAUAAUAAAGAAGAUACAGAAGAUGAUAAAGAAGAUAACGAAAAUAAGGAAAAUGAUGACAAAGAUGAUGAGAACGAGCAAUCGAUCGUGAUCCUCGACGAAAAAUUAUCGGACGAAGAGAAAAUUGUCGAUAGUUUAGAGAAAACUCGUAAUAAUACUUCGAUUAGUGAAAAUUUAUCGAAUCAAGAAGUAGUGGAGGAAAAAGUUGUUUCAUUACCAAAACGAAGAGUUUCUCUCCGGAAUACACCGAUCCGAGAGACAAGAGCAACGAGAGCUUCAUCUUUAGCAAAAGAAAACGUAAUCGUCGAAAAUUCAUCCAUUCAUUCCACCGAAGUGCAAAUUCGUGAAACGAGAUCACAAAAAACUAAAAAUACUAGUCAAAUUGAAAAAACACAAAGUCCACCUCAAGUUAAAGAGGAUAAAUCGAAAAGAAUCAAGAAGGAUUCACCUGUGGCGAAAAUCUCCAAAAUCAAAGAAUCUGAAGAAAAAAUAAAAUUGGUUGAAAAAGAUACGACAGUGGAGAGUGUAUCAACACCCAGACGAUCGAGAAGAGCAUCAUCGGUUUCGAAAAUUCAAGUUGAAAAAUUACCAGACGAAGUGGAGAGAAGAGUGGUUCGAUCUAAAACACCCCCGAGGGAUGGGAAAACCGAGGAUGAAAGUGAGAAACGAAGUCGAGCGAAACGUGGUAGUUCGCUCGUUAAAGAAAUAUUGUCAUCCACCGUUGAAUUAGGAACGAAACGUGGAGGACGAAAAAUCUCAUCGGAAUCAGAGGUUUCAGUUCAGGAAGUCACUCCGAAACGUGGUCGUCCGAAGAAAAUUCAAGAAACAGAAGUCGAGGAGAAAAAAGAGGAGGAAACGUCGCGAACCUUGAGGAGAAAUACAAGAAGAGCGGCGUCUGUACAAAGGGAACUCUCAACUUUAGAAUCAACAGUUCCUGUUGACUCUAAAAUCGAGGAGACAAUUGUCGAACCAGUCGAAAUCGACACCACCGAAACAAAGAGAAACACGAGAUCAAGACGAGCAAAUUCUGUAUCAAAGGAAGUUCCAUUACCGCGUCUAACUAGAGGCACGUCCCUAUCGAAGGAAAUCCCAAUCGAAACACAAGAACCAGUAAGACAAACUCGAAGAAGAGGAAAUUCGGUACCAAAGGAAAUCUCAUUAGUUCCAUCGACUUCAAAAUCAAAACGUUCCGCGAACGUUUCGAAAGAAACAGAAGAGUCAUCAAUGCAGGAGAGUGAAGAAAUAAUCAUUCCGGUGAUUAAAAAACGUAAUCGUUGUCCAUCGGUUCAAUCGAUUCCAGAGGAAGUUGAGGAAAUUUUGAAUAUUCCGACGAGGAGUAAAUCGUCGAGAUCGAGACGUGCGGUGAGUGUUGAUUUACCAGUUGAGCCUAAGCGUUAUACGCGUAGUAGUCGUUUAAAGGAGACAACAAUAGUCGAGGAUGUUAUUCAAGAGGAGAGUAGAGUUGAGGAACAAAUGAGAUCGAGUCCUCCUCCGGUUGUUAGACAAAAUACAAGAAGAAAAAGAGCAGCCUCUGAGACAAUUGCCAAUGAGAAAGAAAAAGAAGAAGUUGUCGUCGUCGCCGCCGCCAAGACUAGUGUUGAUAAAUCGAGAAGAGGGAGAAAAGUUUCACAAAAAAGUGACGAUGUUGGCGAUGAAUUUUCCUUCUCGCCGCCAGAACAAACUUCACCUCCUAAGGAUAAAAAAGGAAUAAGUCAAGUACAUAAUUUUGUUUUUUCACCACCGCAUACCAGAUCGAAACAAACAAGCCAGCCUCGUAGAUAUAAAAGUUUCAUUCCGAGACAAGAGGAAAAUGAAGAAGAAUUCUUGACAACGAUUGGGACUGAAAAAAUAAAAGAGGACGAGCAAGAUAAUUCAGAUGAGAUUAAUACGAGAAAUCCUCUCUUAAGGUUUGUCCCCUCAAAAUUCACUACUAGAAAAACCUUUACUUUGGAUAUUAAGAAAAAAGGAAAUAAGUAAAAUAAUUUGAAUAUAAAAUUUUUUUCGUUUGCAAAAUUUUCAAUUGACGGAAUUCUUUCUUUUGGAGGAAAGAAUUAUUUUCAAUGUGUUAUCUAAAUUUCCGAUUAAAGAAAAAUUAUUUUUA
This is a messenger RNA of Leptopilina heterotoma, 7089 nucleotides long. RefSeq names its product protein ELYS (gene Elys). Lineage: Eukaryota; Metazoa; Arthropoda; Insecta; Hymenoptera; Figitidae. Bases 291 to 6965 code for a protein of 2224 amino acids. The transcript is spliced from 7 exons. The record is from RefSeq and is a predicted model, not a curated record.